Tripterygium wilfordii is the source of this 1761-nucleotide messenger RNA. Its product is annotated as RNA polymerase II-associated protein 3. The record is from RefSeq and is a predicted model, not a curated record. The transcript has 12 exons. Bases 98 to 1510 code for a protein of 470 amino acids. Lineage: Eukaryota; Viridiplantae; Streptophyta; Magnoliopsida; Celastrales; Celastraceae. Gene Ontology annotation, molecular function: protein binding.
UGUUAUCUCUCGGUUUCCCAACCUCGUCGAAGUCUCUACUCCUUCCAGAAACCUCUCUCCCACUCCCUCUUCUUCUCCCUCUCCUUCUUCCUCAGCUAUGGCUAGGGCUCCCGGAAAGCACGGUCGUGAUCAAGCUUUGGAUUUCCAUGGAUUUUUGAAUGACUUGCAGGAUUGGGAGCUUUCACUCAAGGAUAAUGACAAAAAGAUGAAGUCACAAACCUCUGCAAAGAUGAGUGGUGGUGAUAGAAAGCCAACAGGAAGAACUGCCGCACUUGAUUCUUCAAGAAGCAACUCCAGAGAGCAUGGUUUUUCAAAGUUUGAUGUGAUUGAUCAUAUAUCAAGUAAUUUAUUGGCUGAAGAGAGCUCCCCAGAUGCUGUGUCUGAAAAAGAACUGGGCAACGAGUAUUUUAAGCAAAAAAAGUUCAAGGAAGCUAUUGAUUGCUAUUCAAGGAGCAUUGCCUUCUCACCAACAGCUGUAGCUUAUGCAAAUAGGGCAAUGGCCUACCUUAAGAUUAAAAGAUUUCAAGAGGCUGAGGAUGACUGCACAGAGGCCUUAAAUCUAGAUGACCGCUAUAUAAAGGCAUACUCUCGCCGAGCAACAGCUAGAAAGGAAUUGGGGAAAUUGAAAGGAUCUAUUGAGGACGCUGAGUUUGCCCAGAGAUUGGAGCCUAACAACCAGGAAGUCAAGAAACAGUAUGCUGAAGUCAAGUCCUUGUAUGAGAAGGAGAUUCUUAAAAAGGCAUCUGGAUCACUGAGAAGCUCUGUUCAAGGAGUGCAGAAAGUAGGGAAGUCAGAGGCAAAAGUUGAUAGGGUUCAUUCUAUCUCAAGUGGUACUCAAAGGUCUGGAGUAUCUGCCGUUGAAGAAGAUAGCUCUAAGGAGAAUGAUGAGCAGAUUCCCAUGGAGAUGUCUGUUCCCAUUGAGGAAAUAGAAAACAGAAUCAUGGAUGCUGUAAGCAGAAGUGAAGGUCAAGAAGUGAAUGGUUCUCAUGAUGUUACUGGCCAAAGAUCUCACUCAGAAAAUCUUAAGAGAAAUUGUAGAAAUGGAAAGCAAGAGUUGAAGUCAUCAGUACAAGAGCUUUCUUGUAGAGCUGCUACUCGAGCAAUGACUGAAGCUGCAAAAAGCUUCACGCCCCCAAAUUCAGCUUUCCAGUUUGAGGUUUGUUGGCAGGGCUUUUGUGGUGAUCGUGCAUUACAGGCUCGUCUCUUGAAGGUUACAUCUCCAAAGGCAUUACCACAGAUUUUCAAAAAUGCGUUGUCUGCUUCUUUGCUGAUCGACAUCAUUAAAUGCGUUGCGACGUUUUUCAUUGAGGACAUGGAUUUGGCUGUCAAAUAUCUGGAAAAUUUGACUAAGGUCCCGAGAUUUAGCAUUCUUAUCAUGUGUCUUUCAUCUGUAGACAAGGCUGAUCUCUACAAGUUAUGGGAUCAAGUGUUCUGUAACGAGGCAACUCCUAUGGAGUACGCAGAGAUUCUUGAUAGCCUACGAUCAAAAUAUUGUUUCAAUCAACUAUAAGUGUACUGUUGGAAUUGUUUUUACCUAAUCUUGCUUUCGCAUCCUGUUUUAUGGUCGUUGUAAAUUAUCCAUACGAUUUUUUGAGAUACUCCACAGCCUUCUUCUCAUGUAUAUGAGGGAUAUCCUCUCCUGGCCACCAAUAGCUUUUGUUCUGGUAAUUGAAAAAGUUGCUGAUGAUGAGAGAACACAAUGUCAUUUUGAAACGUUAAAGUUCCAGUAAGAGCUUGUUAGCCUAAAAUGGUUAUAUAUGA